Penicillium arizonense is the source of this 6087-nucleotide messenger RNA. Its product is annotated as anaphase promoting complex subunit 1. The transcript is spliced from 2 exons. Gene Ontology annotation, molecular function: molecular adaptor activity. NCBI's taxonomy places the organism in Eukaryota, Fungi, Ascomycota, Eurotiomycetes, Eurotiales, Aspergillaceae. Gene Ontology annotation, biological process: anaphase-promoting complex-dependent catabolic process; protein K11-linked ubiquitination; metaphase/anaphase transition of mitotic cell cycle. The record is from RefSeq and is a predicted model, not a curated record. Gene Ontology annotation, cellular component: anaphase-promoting complex. Bases 1 to 6087 code for a protein of 2028 amino acids.
AUGGCAUCCGUUCGAUCUCUCGGCCUCCACGAGCCUUCCGCUGUAUCCUACCUUGUCGCAGAGGGUAUUCUCCCACCUGAUCCCUCGGAAGACCACUACAAAUGGACGGUAUGCGUCGACGAAAGCGGGUUGACCGGUCCGGUGGACGAUGACCUGUUUGCGGCCGCCAACAUCAAACGCUCUGGGAACACACCUACGAGACCACCCACCACCGAGAGAUCUACAAAACAAAGCCGGCGAAAUGGGAAACAGUCGACGCUUGAAAUCCAAGGCUCGACAUUGGAUCUACACGGAGAUGCACGAGUGGCAGCGAUCGCUCCUCAGAAAUCUAGUGAGAGCCUCUCCAGAGCUCUGGUGGUGGUCCUGAAAUCGCAAGCGCAUAUCUUCUUUGUCGCGGGCAACAGCCAUACAAUUCCUCUGCCCUUCGAGGUGGAAUCUGUCUUCGCAACUCCUCGUGGUCUUCUUCUCCAGAGGAAGAUUCCAUCACCCAUCGAAGGACGCGAGCAGCCAGCCGCGCCUCCCAAUUCCUUCAUGACCAGCUCGCUAUUCGACCCUGGUGCUUCACAAUCAUUUGGCAUGCGACCACCUUCCAGAAAAGGCAGGCGUCCUUCGAUAAAGCUCUCUGCUCCAAGCUCUUGGAUGCCUAAUUCCAGCCCGAGCAACGACCUACCUCGAGUCUUCUCUCUCAUCGAUCCUCAUUCAGAGAUGGGCCUUGUUGUGACAUCGCAGAGCUCUCGUUGGCUCCAGGGUAGUGUUAACAGCACCAGAAGACGGCCAUCCGGGCUUGAGGUGCUGGAUCCCUUAGAUGAGAUUGUAUACAUCUCUCCAAAGGACGAGCUUCUGGGCACAAGCAGAGGCCCAACCAACGGCCCAUUGAUCCUAGUGGUGACCCUCAAUACUACUACAGGUAUCUAUACGAUUUGGACUGCACGCUACAAAGAUGAUGAAUCAGGUGGUUCGAUAAAAGACAAAACCAGACGGGAGACAGGAGGCACUCGGUCAGUGAGGCGGAGCUCACAUUUCGGCAUGGCAACUGGCACAACAACACCCGCUGCUCGCACUGCAGGUAGAGAGAGCUUUGGAGCUUGGACUGAAAAGAGUCAGCAAACUGAAUCCCAGCAACCUGAAGACGAUCUCGCUUCGAGAGUUGCGCAGGACUUUGGAGAUGUCGGUGUGCCUCUGAAGACAUCCAGACGAGUCAGCUCCUUGCUCGCCCGAACGGAUCUUGCAACCAGUCAGGACCGCAUGACAUUUUCAGAGCUGGCCACUGGAAGUCAGUCUAGCGCCAUACCUCAUGGUCAUGGUAGUUUCCGCCAGUCUAUCGGAGGAGCAAGCACACGUGGAAGCUUUGGUUUCAACCCGCGAGGCUCUCUUCCCCCUGGAACAGGAUCUGUCUACAGCACUGCAGGCAGCUUUGUGGAUGCACCGGUGGAUAGGCUCCUCGAAGAACUCAAUAACGAUGCGCUAUCAGAAGGCUUUGAGAACAUUGCCCUUCGUGAAUCGGCAUCUGGACUUCCAGAGGAGCUCCUAUUGAACAAGGUCGAGAGCUUCCCGUCAAAAUUCUCUGGAAGCUUCCAAAAGUCCACACCAGAGCCGGCAUCCCGUCGGUUGAAGGUCUCUACUUUAGCUUCCACUGACUAUGGAAGCGCACAAAAGGGAAGCACUGCUUCUGUUGCCAUAUUCAUUACGGACCAAGAGGCACGGAACAUGACCAUUGUGAACCUCAAAGCGGAUCGAAUCUCCGUCUCCAAGAGCCGGAAGAAAAAGAACAAGUCCGACCAGAGCCCAUUGCUUGUCCAUGCGGUCAAGGUUAAGCAUGUGCCAAAUAUCUCAGAUGCUUGCAAGAUCUCCGAUGGAGAUAUCUCACGAAUACUUUCACUCAGCGAGACAGAAAGCGGUCACCGUGAGUUAUCCUUACAGACCCUAUGGGGUAGCCCGACAAAAAUCGAGGUUCCCAUACCGCUACAGCUGUAUGAGCCUCAUGGGAUCUCUGCCAACAAACUCGAGGCACGCCCAAGAGAAAGCGGUGUUAACCGAGUUAUGGCUGACCCCGAUCUCGUCUUCACCAAGUUUGAUCAUGUGUGCUCUCGAGGCAAGAUUGACUUGGUGGACACUGACAAACAACGACACCGACUCCAAAUACGAAUGGAGCCCCGCAAUGAUCUGGUGAAGAAGAUAAUUAGGGUCUGCAAGUUCGCCCUGCGUGACUCCGACAAAGCAGGUGAUGGCAUCAUGGUCGCCUGGUGGGAAGUUAUCAAGUGGCUUCGGGGUAAAGAGGACAUUGAAAAUGACCUCGAGUGGACAGCUAUGACUGUUGUGCUAUUCAGCUUAGCAGUUCCAUUCGUCACGCUCCCCCAAACCCCGACACCCAAGCGAACACGUCGCAAGAAGGGCUUGCUAAGGUCGAGUAGUGGCAGCCAUCUUGAUCUCGAAAGCUGGGAGACCAUGCUGGACCUGGAGUCUGGCUCAUCAGGUGUUGUAGCGCCCUGGAUGAUGGACAGCUCCUGGGGAUGGAUUGUUGAACAAGAUGCAAUCGAGGAUCUCGCAACAACAUCACGUACACCCAAAGUUGACCAGCCCAACGCGAGCCGAUCUACCUACCGCAACAAUUCGUACUUGCUUCGAUGCAUCUCUCUCAGCCGUGAAUUCCUUCAAACUCCCCAAGGCGUCAGGGCUGCCGGCAACGAAGGUUAUCUCCCUAUUUCGGAACUCUUCUCUGAAAACACAAGAUGCACCGCUUUAUGCAGUGUCGUUGUGGCCUUGCAUUUGCUCCGUGAAGAACAGAAACUUUCAAUCUGUGAUUCGGAAGAGUCCCGGAGACCAUUGGGUCUGCUUGCUCCUGUUCUCGCACAACUGGGCGGCUGGCUGGGCUGGGACUCUUGGAAAUGGACCGAGGAUGCCUACUUCGGAAACGAAAUGGCCAGUAUGGAGCGCUGGCAAUUUGAAGAUACUAAAAUUUCCGGACUUAAUGUGCCUCGAGAACCUUUCACUCCUCCAUCUAUCUUUGCUUUCCUCAUGGACGCCGCUCACAAAAACCCUACGCCAUUUGUCACACUCCUUGAUAUUGUGACUGCGUCCGAGCGAAGUCCUAGAAAGGGGCGCAUGUGGCGUGAAUGUUUUAGCCUCACACCAAGAACAUUGGCGCUGAAUGGCUUCUUCACCGAAGUUCAUGAUGUAUCAACGCCCUUGGAAAAGAUUAAACUAUUGCAACGUUGGGGAUUCACCAAGAGCGUCAUUGACAGCUUCCCAGAAGGUGUCAGUGCACCGUUGUACGAAGCAGUAAUGCAAUGCCAGAUCGAAGCCUCCACCUCCUGGAACGCAUCGCUUCUGGAAUUGAUUGACCGGGAGGACCUCUACAUGUCGAUGAACCCCACUCAAACCACUUCAUUACCAGCACCACAGCAACAUGUACCGUCUCAUGACGCUGUACGAGACUUCCAUUAUAUCAGCAGUGCGGCGUUGGACAUCGAUGCCAUCAACGCCUUUGAGGCCUCCGCGGAGGCGGAUCGAUUCUCUGUGACAAGAUUGAUAUUCAAAGAGGAUAAGCGGUUCCUAGAAGCAGCCAGACUCCUUAACCAGUCUAAAGCUCCCGUGGCAGAGUGCAUACCCGAGCCAGAUUGGAGCGAUGCUGAUCUUCUCGAAGCGCAAAAGGAGAUUGUGCAGCUGGUGACUGUCCGCACUCUUUCUACUCCUGCGGGUCGUGGAAUGCUUUCCUUCAGUGGACGGCUUCCAUUAUUGACCGAGAAACUGCCGAUUCCGUCCUUUUCGCUACAGUGUGUCAUGAAGCCAUCUAAUGUGACAGUCAGUGCCGAAAGAUCUGCAUUUUCAGAAGAGAAAGUUUGUUGGGCAUUCUUCCACAAUGGUGUCUCCACCGGCCUGGCAAUCUCCAAGGCGUCCAAGGGAAUCGACACUUCAUGGAUCUUGUUCAACAAGCCACAGGAACUUACCAAUCGCCAUGCCGGCUUCUUGUUGGCGCUGGGUCUGAAUGGACAUCUCAAGUCACUGGCCAAGUGGGUUGCUUUCAAGUACCUCACCCCCAAGCAUACCAUGACUUCUAUUGGUCUCUUGCUCGGGCUUUCUGCAUCGUAUAUCGGUACAAUGGAUACCCUCAUCACACGCCUGCUCUCGGUACAUGUGACACGAAUGCUCCCAAUGGGUGCAGCUGAGCUGAAUCUUUCGCCUUUGACUCAAACUGCCGGAAUCAUGGGUAUCGGUAUGCUCUACUGUGGCUCUCAGCAUCGUCGCAUGAGCGAGGUUAUGCUUUCUGAAAUUGAAAACAGUGAGUAUGACGAGCAAGCUGCUACACAAGAAGACCUCCGUGAUGAAGGAUAUCGCCUGGCUGCAGGAUUUGCACUUGGUUUCAUCAACCUUGGCAAGGGUGAUGAUCUACGUGGUAUGCGUGACAUGCACAUUGUUGAACGGCUGUUGGCAAUUGCUGUGGGCACCAAGAACGUCGAUAUUGCCCAUGUGCUUGACCGUGCCACAGCUGGCGCAACAAUUGCCGUGAUGAUCAUCUUUAUGAAGACGAACGAUUCGGUACUGGCCAAGAAAAUUGAUAUCCCCGAUACAACUGUUCGCUUCGACUACGUAAGACCAGACCUGUUCCUGUUGCGAACUCUGGCUCGGCACAUUAUCAUGUGGGACAGCAUCCAGCCCACUGCUGAGUGGAUUAGUUCAAGUCUUCCUGAGGUAUACCGAGGCAGAUCGCGACUUGUCGAUGUGCGCCGCCUGCGCAGUGAAGACAUGCCUUUCUUCAAUAUCAUUGCCGGUCUUUGCUUUGCCCUCGGUCUCCGCCAUGCUGGGUCGGGACAAGCACAAGCGCGAGAUCUAUUGCUGUUCUAUCUAGACCAGCUCAUCCGCAUUUCACGGCUGCCUGUGCGUAACUACGAUGCCAAGCUGGCGCGCAAUUCUGUCCGCAACUGCCAGGAUGUGGUAGCCCUAGCCGCAGCCGCAGUUAUGGCUGGUACGGGUGAUCUAGCUCUAUUCAGACGCCUGCGCUCACUGCACGGCCGCAUCGACGCCGACACACCCUAUGGCAGCCACAUGGCAGCACACAUGGCGAUAGGAGUUCUCUUCCUAGGUGGAGGUAGCUACACACUCGGUACAUCCAACCGCGCCGUAGUCUCCCUCAUCUGCGCAUUCUACCCGAUCUUCCCAACCUCCGUCCUAGACAACAAAUGCCAUCUCCAAGCCUUCCGCCAUCUAUGGGUCCUCGCCGCCGAACCCCGCUGCCUCGUUCCCCGUGAUCUCGACACCCGCCGACCUAUCUCCAUACCAAUCACCAUAACCUUCAAUGACGAAACAACCCGCACAAUCGGCGCUCCCUGCCUCCUCCCAGACCCAAGCGGCAUCGCACGCAUCGAAAUCCGCGGCCCAGACCACUGGCCUUUAGUCCUAGACUUCAGCCAAAACGACGCUCUCCGCGAGAAAUUCCACCGCGGUGACCCAUCAAUCUACCUCCGCCGCAAAGCAACCUACAGCCCCUCGGGCUCCUCAACCUCCGUCUUCGCCUCUACUCUAACUGGCCUCAGCGAAACCCAAGACAUUCUCCCAACCUCAACAGUAACAACCUCAAACCAAGCAAAGGGCCUGCCCCCCUCCGCCUGGCCAACCCGUACAACCCUCCUCUCAGCAACUUCCCCCACAGCCUCACCCUCCCAAUCCCCCUGGGACUGGAUCUUCAACCUCCCCGCCCUCCAAGGCCUCGACAUCCGCGAACGCUCCCUCGUCCUCCCAUCCUCCUUCCCAAUGCGGGGAGAACGAAUCACCUCAGACGUCGUCUCCGCGCCACCUUGGCUACGCACUUCAGCCGUUGACGCCCGACUCGCACUGUCUCAUACGGUGCGCAAUAUCGUGCAGUCUGCGCGUGGCCGCGGCGCUGAUCCGGAUGAAGUCCGUGAUCACAUCUGGCAGUUGCGGUUGUUGUUUGAUUGGCUGGAUCGCACACAGCCUGUGGAACGGGAUUCGUUAGAUCCUGGAAUGAAGGCUGUGCAGCCGCCUUCGGGACUUUGGUUGAGGAGGGACUUUGUUGAUGAUGCUAGGUGGCAGGUUUGGGGUGUGCAGAUUGGGGAUCGGGUUGAUGAGUAG